AUGUUUGGAGAUUAUGAUGAUGAGGAUGAGGAAGAUAAGGAUAAGGAUAGAGAUGAUGAAGAUGUUAACCUGGGUGACAAGACGUGGGUGUCAAGAAUCUACUUUCUUCCCGGAGGGGAUAAAGCCUCGAGACGUGUCAGAAUGUUAAAUGACAUGCAUCUAUUGUCAAGGGACGCUCCUCUGACCAAUCAUAGAGGAAGUUUGAUCCUAGUCUCGGAUCAUUUCUUCCAUGACCCCUACUACAUGGAGAUGCUUGGACGGUUUAUGUCUGGAGCCUGGAGGAGACGCGCUUGUUUUGCUCAGCAACAUGUCAGAAAGUCUCGAUGAAUGGCCAGGGGCUCUAGAUAGAGCACGCCAUUUUGGAGUUGAAAGAAUAAGGGUAUUAAAGCAAGUUCCCGGAGGUUGCAAGUUGCAUGUCCUUCUGCUGAAGGAACCAAUCUAGUCCAGUCCACCACUGGCUUUUAUCUCUUUUCUUAUGAUCAUCGUACAAACCAAAACUUUAAACGCCCUGUAGACUCUUCUCUGUCUCGAUGCUUCCACGUUACUUUGCAUCGGUCCUUAUCUCGAUACUCUUUAUGUUCUGUGUGAUUUGAAUCUAUGCUUUUAAAUCCAAGAUAUUUUAAGACUUUAUUGUU
Messenger RNA from Raphanus sativus (radish), 635 nucleotides. RefSeq lists its product as uncharacterized. The record is from RefSeq and is a predicted model, not a curated record. Lineage: Eukaryota; Viridiplantae; Streptophyta; Magnoliopsida; Brassicales; Brassicaceae. Bases 1 to 327 code for a protein of 108 amino acids. The transcript has 2 exons.